CUGAGUCUGCUCGCCUCCACCGAUAGAAAGAAAAAAUAUGGUGAUUAAUUUGCAAUCACAAAAAAAGUCGUGAUAAUAGAGGCAAUUUUGCCUAAAUUUUAGUACUAGUGUUAUUGUAAAUUUGUAAUAGCUGAAAUUGGAGCAAUGGCCUUCCUUAAACGCGUCGUUUUGAACCGAAUUUUGUUAUUGUUCAUAAAUCGUAACUUCCCCAAAUGGAGCCCUAAUCCUUUAUCAGACUAAUAAAUUUCUGAACAACGCUAGUCCCGAUUGUGAUAGGCUAAUACUGUAACUUGGCGGUUCAAUUCAAUCAAGACUCACCAGAAAAUGUCGACGGUGUAUGUGUUGGAGCCCCCGACGAAAGGAAAGGUGAUUCUGACGACGUCGUAUGGCCCGCUGGACAUCGAACUCUGGCCAAAGGAGGCGCCCAAGGCCGUCCGCAACUUCGUUCAGCUGUGCCUCGAAGGCUACUACAACGACACCGUUUUCCACCGUGUCAUAAAGUCUUUCCUCGUCCAAGGAGGUGACCCAACUGGCACUGGAGAAGGUGGUGAGAGUAUAUAUGGCGGUGUUUUUCCUGAUGAAUUUCAUUCUCGUCUAAGAUUUAAGCACAGGGGUUUGGUUGCAUGUGCUGGUGCUAACACACCAAAUUCGAAUGGCAGCCAAUUCUUUAUGACCUUGGAUCGUUGUGAUUGGCUCGACAAGAAGCACACAAUAUUUGGAAAAGUAACUGGAGAUUCAGUAUUUAAUCUCUUACAAUUAGGUGAAGUGGAGACUGGUAAGGAUGAUAGACCAGUGGAACCGCUUCCAAAAAUACUUUCCGUAGAGGUGGUGUGGAAUCCAUUUGAUGACAUUGUCCCCAGGACAACCGCUGCAAAGCCCUUACCGCCAUCUGAGAAGAAAGAAACCAAGCAAAAGGUUACAAAGAAGUUGAACUUGCUUUCAUUUGGAGAGGAAGCUGAAGAAGAGGAGAAGGAAAUCAUAGCUGCCAAUACCAGAAUAAAAAGCAGUCAUGAUGUUUUGAAUGAUCCUCGCCUCCUCAAAGAAGUUCCUGAAAAUGAUUUGAACUCUGCCGAACGUCAAAAAGCAAAGGAUGCUCAGUUAAUCGUGAGAGAAGCUCUCAGUUCAAAGAAAGAUCAACCGAAGGAAUUAGGGCCUGGCUUUUCUGGAUCCAUUGAUAGCGAUGAAGAUGAGUCUAGCUUUGAUGCAAGAAUGCGACAGCAGAUACUUAGAAGAAGGAAGGAGCUGGGGGACAUACCAGCUAAGAAAGAUUUGCAUCAAGAGCGUAGGAGCUCACAAAACCAAUCAGCAUCUCCUCCCAGGUCACAGGCAGAUGACCAUGAUGAAAAGCCAAAAAAGGAUAAAUUAUCGAUCAAGAAGAAAGGAAUAGGAUCCGAAGUAAGGGCUGAACGCAUGGCCAAUGCAGACACUGAUUUGCAGUUGCUUGGGGAAGCUGAAAGGACGAGACAGCUGCAAAAACAGAAGAAACGCAGGCGUCAAGGACAUGAAGAUGAGGUACUAGCAAAACUCGAACGUUUUAAGUCAGCUUUCUCGACCAAAUUCGAAGGAUCGAAUAAUGGAAAUGCUGGUGGCGAGAAGAAGGAUGAUCACAAUAAUAAUGAUGAUGACGACGAUGUUGAUUUAUCAGACUGGAUGAAAGUUGAGCUAAAAUUUGCUCGUGAGCCUGGGAAGAAUAACAUGUCACGAAGUGACGACCCGAAUGACUAUGUAGUACAUGACCCACUCCUGGAAAAGGGAAAAGAGAAAUUCAACCGAAUGCAGGCCAAGGAAAAACGAAGGCAACGUGAAUGGGCCGGGAAAUCUAUUUCUUGAACGAUUUUCUCCUUCCUCCGGAAACAACAUUGAGUUUCCCUAUAGCUUUUACAAGACAUCGGCCGUAAUAGAAAACCUGCAACACAAUCUAAUGAAAGUCUAAUUUGAUAUUUUACAUAGUAUGUGGAUCAAGAAUGAAAAUCUUGUCUUUUCGGCUUUUCCAUUUCUUCUGUUUGAGUUUGAAGAUGCGGUCUCGCUUCACAAUGUCCCUUCCAUUUUUGUGUUGUAUAUGUACAUAUAUGUGCUAUCCAGGUAGACAGUUUAAGAUUUGUUCAUGGAUUUUUUUUUCCUUUUUUGGGGUAUACACCAUACAGCCUGGAGGUGUCACAUUAUUAGAAAGUCAUAUUCUGCUUCUUUUUAUAGGAAUCUUGACAUUUCACCAGUUUGUUAGACUUCCAGCAUUUGUUUAAUCAGUAUGGUGUUGGAUUUCGCUCUACACACGAGCAGUUUAGUCACCCGGUUUUUCACAGUUCAAACAAUGCACACGGGCGAAAAAUCGAGUGACUGUAGUCUGUACUGUAGUGUGUGGGGUUGAAUUUGCCCAAUAUGGCAUUGACAGAAAAUGGUUUAACAGUAGAAAUAGGCAGA
Striga asiatica is the source of this 2418-nucleotide messenger RNA. NCBI's taxonomy places the organism in Eukaryota, Viridiplantae, Streptophyta, Magnoliopsida, Lamiales, Orobanchaceae. The record is from the annotation of a GenBank genome assembly.